Molecule: messenger RNA, 6288 nt
Organism: Phoenix dactylifera (date palm)
Lineage: Eukaryota; Viridiplantae; Streptophyta; Magnoliopsida; Arecales; Arecaceae
Biological process (GO): phosphatidylinositol phosphate biosynthetic process; protein localization to plasma membrane
Cellular component (GO): plasma membrane
Source: RefSeq, a predicted model, not a curated record
CUUUAAUUUUUAAUAAAAGGAGUACAUUUAUCGCUUAAUGCAAUAACCCCCCGGCACCCCCUUCCACGAUCGGCGGAGCGGUUUGGAGUUCCAAGGGCGGAAAGGGAUCUGGUCCUCCGCCGCCAUGCCGACCACCGCAGGCGUCUCACCGUCCUCCUCCUCCUCCUCCUCCACCACCACUACCAGCGCCUCCUCCGCCUCCGCUGUGACCUCCGCCGCCUUCCGAAACCCUAACCCUAGCGGUGACCCCAUGCAAGCUUCGUUGGAGUCCAUCCCUAAGGCCCAGUCCCGCAUCCACGCCCUCGCUGCCCUCCUCGCCGCCCCCGCCCUCGCCUCCCUCGCCGACUCCGACCGCCCCGCUCGCUCCCUUCUCUACUCCUCCGACGCCUACGCUGCCGUCUCCGCCGCCGUCUCCGCUCCCCUCUCCGGCUCUGGGGACGACCCCCUCUGCCAGUGGCUCUACGAGACCUUCCAGGCCUCCGACCCCGAUCUCCGCCUCGUCGUCCUCUCCUUCCUCCCCCUCCUCUCCGGCAUCUACCUCUCCCGCGUCGUCGCCACCUUCGCCGCCGACGCCCACCAGCCGUCCCUCGCCGGCUUCGAGGCCGUCCUUCUGGCCCUCUACUCCGCCGAGGCCAAGGCCCGCGCUGGGAAGCCCCUCCUCGUCUCCGUACCCGACCUUUCCCAGCCCUCCCUCUACCACUCUCCCCGCCCCUCCGCCGCCGCCGCGGGCCCCCGUGGCUCCACCGCGGCCCACCGUGGCUCCGCCGCAUCUACCCCUUCCCACCCCGCUGCCCAGCCCUCCGUUGGUGUCCUCUCCCCGUCCCUUGAGCCUCAGAUCGCGGUCAAAUCCACCAAGCGAGCUUGCAUCGUCGGCGUCGUUCUUGAGUGCUACUACAAGAAGAUCGCCCUCAUGCCGAGCCGAUCAAAGAUCGACCUCUGCGAGUUUGUCGCAUCCUGGGCCGGCCAGGACUGCUCCUGUCGCUUCGAGCUCGACGACGAGCCCAAUCCCACCUCUUCCUCCUCCUCCUCCUCUCCAGAAAUUAGGAACUUCUCGGAGGACGAUGGUGGGGUUGGGAAAGUGGCAGAGGGGAUGGGUAAGCUAGGGAUUCAAGAAAGGCCCAACGGCCACCAAUGCAAUGGAGAGGAGAAGGAGAGUGGUAGGACCUCGAGGGGGUCGAGGGUGCCGCUUCCUUGGGAGCUCCUCCAGCCAGUGCUGAGGAUAUUGGGACACUGCCUUCUUGGUCCGAUGAACCCACAGGAGGUGAAGGAUGCUGCGUCGAUGGCUGUGCGGUGCGUCUAUGCUCGGGCUUCCCAUGAUCUCGUGCCACAAGCCAUUUUAGCUACCCGCAGCUUGAUUCAGCUGGAUAAAAAUGCUCGGAAGGCAGCGAAGGCUGCGACAAUGGCCGGUACACCAGGCACAUCUUCCAACACAAACACGCCGAGAAAGUCAAAGAAGCCAGAGAUCCUUUUGGUCUCAAAAUGAUCGCUUGCAAUGCCUUGAGAACAUAAAUGGUGGAUGAAGGUACAAGUAUGGUCUUUGGACUUUACUAUCAGUAAAUAUUUCAAUAAAGUGGAAGGUAACUACCUAAUUUGCCUAGCCUUGUGUUUAAUUGCUAAUUGGCAUGUUAAGGAAGAAAUUGGCAGUGGUUCAGUGCACAAAAAUUCAUAAAUCUGUCCAUUUUGGAAAGAUAUGCUUGGACUUCACUAUCAGUAAAUAUUUCAAAAAAGUUGAAGGUAGCUAAUUUGCCUAGCCAUGUGUUUAAUUUCUAAUUGGCAUGCUAAGGAAGAAAUUGGCAGUGGUUCAGUGCAUAAAAUUUCAUAAAUCUGUCCAUUUUGAAAAGAUAUCUUUCGAUGGUGACCUUUUAAUCUCGCCUAAAUAUUAUUCAUUUUAGUUAUCUAUAACCUUCUUCUAAAUUUGUAUUAAAUAUCUUCCCUCAGUUUUGUAUGUUAUGCGUUUGGAAUCUAGGGACAAUUGCAGGUUGGGUGGACAGAGUAGAUAGAGACUCAAGCAUACUUGAGCCCAAAUUGACAAAAUCAGUUGUUGAUAGUCGUAAAAAAUGAUGAUGGCGGUGGAUGGGUAGUGGCUUGAAAGGAGAGUCUUCUCAAAAGAGGGGAAAAAAAGUGUGUGUGUGGGGGGGGGGGGGUGCAAAAUGAUUUCCCUUGGGCUUUUUUGCCAGGUCACACAGGCCAUAUGACUAUGGUGCUAGAUGUAGAUUGUAGAAGUUUGAUGAUAGGUGUGUUUAUAUUUUCCGAUGUUGUAGGGAAUUUCGAGUUGCUAUCAUCGUCAGUCUUAGAACUUGCUACAGGAACAAUAUAAUAAAAUGCCCCAUUCUAUGAAUUCCAAAGGCAUCUUGAGAUAUGAAUUGCCAUAGCUAUCAAUUUUGUGACUUGCUAUGAGAAAAAUGGAACAAGCUGUCCAUGCUACAAAAACCAAAAGCGUCCUGAGAAGUAUUACUCUCUCCAAGGAAUGAAUUGUGAAGGAGAAUAUGUUUCUGUCCAACCUAUCUAUUUAACUUGCUUACAGAUGCAUAUGACCUAGUUAUCUUCUUUCUAGAUCAGGUGGACAUGGAGGGCCUGUAAGCAACAAAAAAAAUCAUAUACUUUUUGUGUCAUUUUCUGUUGUCAGGACGCCUGGUCUUUUGCUUUAAUACCAUAUCAUUUGAUGUCUCUUUCAUGGAAGGAGUGCUAUUAGACAUGCAACAAAGUUAUUGCAAUUCCUUUUGUUUUGGGAUGGAUUGUUACCAAACAGGGAAAAAAUUCAUCUUGGAUGUUUCAUGUGAAUCUUAGGUGGCAAAGUUUCAACUUAUACCUAAAAUAAAUCAAUGAGAUCAUUUUUUUUAAAAAAUUUAGUAGUUAUUAAUCAAAUUUAGUAAGCUAGCAGGUUAGGUUAAAUAAAUAGGUUGCUGCAAAAGAAAUUAUGGUUUUGGAUUUUUUUUAAAAGUUUUUUGCCUGUAUGUUUGUAUGAGCCAUCAUAUCUGUGUGAAUAAUGAUAAUCUGUUAUCUAACACCACAGGAUCACAAAAGACCAUUAAGUAGUAGAUGUUGGAGAUAUUACUUAACCAUUGAACCAAGAUGGUUUCUGACAUAUCAUUUUGAUAUUAGAUAUGAUGAACUUUGUUAUAAAUAUACUUUAUUUUGGAUCUACCAUGAAUCCUGAGCACUGGAUAUGGGUCAAAAAAUUUGGACCGCAAACUUUUUUUAUUUUUUUGAGCAAUUGAAGUCUUCCAAGCAUGGAAUUGUUAACAGCUUGUGAAUUUAUGACAAGAUCCUCCAAAAUUUUAUCCAGCUAUGGAGAGACAGAUACAAAUGCCUCUACGUAGCAGCUAAGCAUGCACACAGAGAUUUUGAGGGUGAUUUUUCCCCUCCAAAAGUAAAAUCCAGUCAUGUCAGUGAACAAUUAUUCUUUGUUCCCCUUGCAAUUACAUAUAUUUUUUGAUCCUCAACUAUUUUUCUCUAGACAGAAUUGGCAUGCCAUGUUUCUUUGUCUUAUAGUUGUGUAGGAUGGGUGCGUUAUAUCUGUAAAGAUACACUAUCUUAUUUUCCGUCAUCUAAAUCCAUUUCUCAGUUCUUAGCAUUUUCCCUUUAUGCAAACUUUGUGCAUGGUAAGUCAUAUUUCUUUCCCCAAAGUGUAGGAUGGACAAGGUGCCCAUGCAAAACCUGAUGGAUUGCCUGAUUCAAUGAUGCUUGUGAUUGUAUACCCUCAUGAAACCCAUACCUCGCGCCUACCAAGCACAUUUGUUUCUCUCUAUCAAGUCUAGUAUAACCCCUUAGCUGGAUAAAGAACUGCUAAAGUCUUUUCUCCCAUUCGAUUCCAUCUUCACUCUACCUAAUUUAUGGAUUGGAUGUUUUUUGGAGGUAUCUAUUAUUGUCUUGGAGUGCUUCUUUUCUUUGUUUGUCAUUCUAGAGCUUUUUACCUUUCUUAUGAACUUCAACACUUACAUGGUGCAUUUCCCCUCUUGAAGUUAGGGUUGGCUUAUUAUUCGAGUAGCAGUCUAGAAGUUCUUGCACCUCAAGAAUGAGGCAACUAUCUUGAACAAGAGAUAUAUACUUGUCCGUAGACCAUUGUUUUAAAAAUCAGCCAAGGUAUGCCGUACCGGCCCAAACUGGGUGGUAUGGGGCAUACCGUACAGGUUCGGUACCGGUACUCGGUACGGAUGGCGCACCGACACUCGGUACGGAUGGCGUACGCCAAAAAAAUCCGUACCAUAUCGACACUGUGCUAGUGUAGCACCGGUACGAGGUCCAAUACUGAGACGGUGAACCUUGGCAGCCACUGUAAUGGUUUCGAACCUAAACCACUGCGUUAUGCACUAUGGCAGCCUCUUAUAGCAUUUGGGUGUAUUGUGCCUGAUAUAGUGGGUGAGAACUGCUACAGUGGCUGCUAUUAUGUUAUAUUGGGUGCUAUUUUUCAAAGCGGGCUAGAGGUUUUAAUUGGACCAGUUCAGCAAUUAAGCAAAAAUUUGACAUGUUCAAGUGUUUAUUGGAAGAAGGGCCGGUUCACUUAUUUGGUGCUCUGAUCGAACGAAGAGUGGGGAAAGAAGAGGAGAACAAAAGAGCAGAGUAGGAAAAAAAUGGAGGCAUCCCUCCUAGCAUUGUGCCACCAAAGCUCUAAAGCAAGGUCUGUAGUACUGGAAUCAACAUCCGUGCCAGUAGGUCAGUGGUACGGUACGGUAUGCUCCUAUGAUGUGCCGUUCCGGUGUGAACCAACAGGAAAACCAGCAAGGGAGGGGGAAAGGGAGGAGGAGAGGGAGUGGGAGAGUGCAGCAGAGAGAGAGAGAGAGGUGGAGGGAGGGAGAGCGGAAGAGAAAAAGAGAGAGGGAGAGGGCGUUGCUCCAAACUAGGCGGUUCGGGAUGAUUCCGCCUUCCUUGCUCCAAAGGCUGGAGUGCCCCUUAGUUUUCUGCAGCCAGCGCACCACUUGGCUUGCCGGACAUCUGUAUUUUGUAGUUGAUGUUAUGUGAUUGUGGACAUCUUUAUCUUAUGAAUAAUGCUAUUAUAUUUAGUGGAUGAUGAUAUAUGUUAUUUGAUUGUGGAUCUUUACCUCAUAUGAAUAUUGAUAUGGUAUUAUGGUACCAUGUUGAUAAUGUUUUAUAGCUUUGUCCUAGAUUUUUUUGCAUGAAGUUAGUGUAAAGUACUGAUUUUUGAUAUUUUGUAAGAAAAAAAACAUUAAUAUGUUUUAAUAACCUGCUUUGGAUUUAUAGUGCCUGCUAUUUGCUUAUCGCUAUGAAUCCCUUGCCACUACAUGCCCGCGAUCCACUUUUAAUACAUUGCCUUCGACCGGGCUGUUAAGGCUAAGUUGGUUACAGAGGGAUGUCAUUUAAUCUUUUUUUUUUCCGACACUGAAAGCGUUUGAACUGAAGCUUUGAUGAACUAGCUCAUUUAAUCGAUUAGUAUAAGUGUAUGCCUUCAUUUGGCAAGUCAUUUUCAUCAAACUAUUGUUGGUAGGAGUUUUUGCUAUCAUAUUGAGUUCAUGAAAUUUGUGCAUCAUUUCGGAAAAUUGAUGCUGCUUGGCUUCUUGAACUACAAAACUAAGCAUUUUGGAUGCGGUAGUUAUUUGUGUAGAAUUACAACAUAAAUGGUUAUUUAAUAGUUAAAAUUUUAGCAAUACCUGAUCUUUCUUCCCUACUCUGGUUAGCAGUUCUAGACAGCAGAUAAAACGAGCUCUGUUUCGUAAAUGUUACCAUAAAAGUAUUUUUUUUUCAAUUAAGCAUAGCAUUUUGCAUGUAGAAAAAAAAGGUGUCCCAUGGGGCCUCCUCUUGCCAAUUUAAUUAAUUGUGGCUGCUGGGAUUCGAGCCCAGGUCUCCACGGCCACAACGUGGAAUUCUAACCAAACUACAGCCACAUUUGUAACAUGUUGCAUGUUAAUUUUUAUAUUUAAUUUGAAGUAGUUGUACAGGGGAUGGCUAUUAAUUACUAAAUAUUAUUCUUUGAUGAAGCACUACCUAUGCACUCUCUACUAUUGUUGAUCGUGUGAAUUAUACUGAUUUUUUGGUCUUCAUUUUUUUCAUUUCCAUGGCUGACAAUCUCAAUUAUAAGGAAACAUGUCUUGGAUGUCAAGAUGAUCCACAAAUGGUGUGAAGUUGCCAAUAUUCUGUAUCUGAUUGUAUUGAGAUGACCUGGUGGGACGAAAUUGCAUUUUCUUUUUAUUCUUCCUCCUCAGUGUAUUUGCUUAUUGAAUGUCACACUUCUGUUACAGUCUUGCAACCAUCUUAAUUAUAUGAAUGGCCACUAGCCUUGAUAACAUCAAUGUACUUAGUUUUGAUCAUUGAGACGGCCACCCUCUUUUUCUC